AUGCACAAGAUGUGUAAUGGGCUGCUGAAUGCUCUACCAAAUACGCACAGCACAAUCACAGCAACGUUGACGAUAGAAAGUUUAUCGCCCGGAAUUCUUCUAGUUCCAUCUGCAACAACAUCAAGCUAUUCGAGUUCCUCGAGUAUGACCACCAGCACAAGCCCACAACCAACAUCCAGCCUUAUAACGGUAACGAGUUCUCCGACCCUUACACCUGGGACUACUUCUGCUACCGGAACCAGUAACGCCACCAGUAGCGCAACCACAUUGGCUGCUGCACAGAAACCUUCUACCAACGUAGCUCUGUCAGAGAGUCAGAUAGCAGGCAUAGUCGUAGCCGGGGUCGGUGGCGCGGUGAUUGUUAUCGGACUUAUAAUCUUACUAGCCUGCAUCAGGAGAAAACGGUCAGGACGUGACAGCGAUACGCUACCUUUCCAAAUGGAUCCCGCAACUCCCCAAUCGUACGGUGGUGGUUUCCAAGGUCCUAUCGAGAAAAAUGCCAAACAAGGCUGGAAUAACACGCCGACACCCCCUCGAGUGCCACCUCGAAUAGAUACGUCAGAUCCGUACAUGUUCUCAAGGAGAAGCAUAUACCCAGAUAACAUUGGCCUUGCAGUAUCUCCAGAGAAACCUGAUCCUGUUGUCAAACGACCUUCACCAUUGCUUCCCGAGAAACCAAAUUUGAGGUUGGUGAUGCCUCCUACAGCUCCUGUGAAAUCAGCAGGACAAUGGAUGGCGCGCCAGCAGCGAGUGUUACCAGCAAGACAAAGCACAACGACCCAGUUCGAAGACGAUUUGAGCGACUCUGCUACGGAUAUUGACACGGCUUUCAGCGAAUCUGGCGGAAACAUACUGAAAGCCAUCGAGGUCUUUCCAACACCGCCGAGAAAUCAAGCAGCGAAACAAACAGCCAAUAUUUUUACGUUUCCCAACAAUGAAAAUGGCGACUCCCGCCUUGUGACUCAACAACCUAAUCCUGCAUUCAGACUCGUGCCUGCACCAGGGCUCGUAGUCAAGCCUCUGAACCUCAACAAGCAAGGCGUAGGGAGCUUUUCAAGGCCUAGACCGAAUGCAGAGGCACCUUCACAACAGGAAGCUUUGGAAGUCCCAAAUAACUUGCGACCAAUCACGCAAUCAUCAUCAGUAUAUUCACAACAGACACCAAACAGCACACACACCUCUUUCUCCAAUACACCCAGCACUGGGCCCCUCAGUUCCAACUUUCCAGAAACGAAAACGAAAGCCGAUGCCAGAAAUCCUGAAUCUUACAAGCAAGUUGGUCCUUAUGAUCGUGCAUCAGCAGGUUCCUUGACCUCUUUCGACUCGGAGGGAUUUUCUGACGAUGAAAACGCUUCUGUGGCCUUAUCACCAAGAGGGGCAAGGAAAAGUACGAUGGAACUUUCGCCCGUGGAAGAAUCACCUUCCUCUGGGAUAUCUCCAGUUUCGUACCCAAAGAUAACACCUCCGGGAAGGUUGGCUGCUCAGACGAUGAAGAUGGUGCCUCCACCUCCACAACCCGAUUUCACGUCUGUGUUCCAUAGCCGUGCGAAUUUGAAUGAGAAUAGGGAUAACUACAACCAUUGGCGCGCUCCUGAGAAUGCUGCACAGCGUCAACGGAGCCAGCGGAGGGAUGAACUGCGGUUAUCAAGAGCCACGAGGCCGAGUCCACAGGUAUCCGGCUUGCCGGAGCUAUUACCUGCGGCUCAGAUAAUAGAGAUGUCCAACGUCAGACCUGAAAAAGAACGGGAACUAGGAAACAGUAGCAAUUACAACGCUCCAUUUGCGCAUCCUACCAUACCCAACUCUCUAUCAGCUGUUGACCCCCAGCAGCAAAGUCAACCUGGGCCGCCACUUUCUCAACCACAAGUCCAACCUCUGCGUCAAAAAUUGGUACUCCGGCCCGGCGCCGCCCACCUUAAAGACCGCUCCCGCUCCAGCUCCCCCGCUUCGACAAACUCCACGACCUCCUCCCUCCUUGCCAAGCGCCUCGGCGCCGACAAAGCCGCCGCCCUACACCUCGCCCAAAAGCCGGACGUGCGCGACACGGCGAAAACAGGAUGGCGCGUGCUGAAGCAGGACGACAUCCAGGCCGCGAAGGAUCCGGGCUGGCGACCACAGCUGCUGCAGCAGGUUACAAAGGGCGCGAACCAUGGGCAGAGGUUUGAUAAGACGCCGAAAGCCUGGAAUGGGGAUCGGGCGCGCGAGAGCAGAGCUACAGAAGGAGAGAUGCCGAGUAGCAAGAGCGUCAGGUUUGAUGUGGAUGCCGGACGAGAGGGCAAAAUGCCUCCUACACCUGGUUGGGUGCCAAAGCUAACGCCCACAAGGCGGGGGGACGAGUUAUUCUUGAGCGUUCAGUAGGGACUAUGCAUACCCUGCUCGAUAUAUAUCGCAAAAGCGAUUUCUUUUUUUAUCUCAUCUUCACCAUCAUUAUUCUGUUUUCAGACGAGCGAGAUAACGAGAGCAUUGCAUGGCGUUAUGGGAAAUGAAACGAGCGCAUGAUUGGAUGCUUGGAAUACAUAUAUAUAAAGCAUAACCGGCGUUUAAGGCCUGUGGGGGUAAUAUCCAAUUGUAUCAAUAGUGUGUAGAAGAUAGCAUCAAAAUUCUGAUAUGCAUACU
This is a messenger RNA of Amorphotheca resinae ATCC 22711, 2616 nucleotides long. RefSeq lists its product as hypothetical. The record is from RefSeq and is a predicted model, not a curated record. Lineage: Eukaryota; Fungi; Ascomycota; Leotiomycetes; Helotiales; Amorphothecaceae. Bases 1 to 2358 code for a protein of 785 amino acids. The transcript is spliced from 2 exons.